This is a messenger RNA of Stomoxys calcitrans (stable fly), 3900 nucleotides long. RefSeq lists its product as uncharacterized. Lineage: Eukaryota; Metazoa; Arthropoda; Insecta; Diptera; Muscidae. The record is from RefSeq and is a predicted model, not a curated record. The coding region runs from base 181 to 3900 and encodes 1239 amino acids. The transcript has 9 exons.
CUAUUUAGAAGUGAUUAACCGACGAGGUGUGUUUUCACUUCGGCUGUAUGUUAUAUAUCUGAGUGUAACAAAUAAAAUCCUACAACAACAAAAUUUAACGAAGGAGGUACACCGAGUGCGGAUAAUUAAGUGUUGUUUUGUUUUUUGCUUUUGAUUUCCUUGAUUAGUUAGUCGUCUGGCAUGGAUUCGAAUAUAGGCAUUUUUGAACUCGCAAAACUAUUGGGAAAAUUUGUGGCCCACAAAAUUCAACAAAAUAAAUUGGCCACAGAUGAAUACGAAGUCGUAGAUACCAUCUAUGGCAAAAUUAAAGGAUUAAAACGCAAAACAUUAUACGAUGAAAAUGAUAAAUAUUUUGCCUUUGAGGGAAUUCCCUAUGCUAAACCACCCCUGGAAGAUUUGAGAUUUCGAGCACCACAACCCCCCGAGCCAUGGGAAGAUGUUCUGGAUUGUACAAACUACAAGCAAAAACCAAUGCAAUACCACUUUGUAAGGCGAAUGAUAGAGGGAUCUGAAGAUUGUUUGUACUUAAAUGUCUAUGCCAAAAAAUUGCAUAGCGAGAAGCCUUUACCCGUUAUGGUUUGGAUUCAUGGAGGUGCCUUUCAGUUUGGUGAAGCUUCGCGAGAUAUAUAUGCUCCAGACUAUUUCAUGCAACGUUAUGUUAUUUUGGUCACAAUUGCCUAUCGUUUGGGUGUUUUUGGUUUUCUUAGUCUCAACGAUCCCGAUUUACAGAUACCCGGUAAUGCCGGCAUUAAAGAUCAAAUCAUGGCUUUGAAAUGGGUCAAGGAGAAUAUUCAAAAUUUCAAUGGUGACCCCAAUAAUAUCACCCUAUUCGGUGAGAGCGCUGGUGGUGGAUCCAUCCAUUUGUUGAUGUCAAGCCCACGCGCCAAAGGUCUAUUCGCCAAAGCCAUUUUACAAUCAGGUACCGCCUAUUGUUCCUGGAUGUUCGAGCCCCAUAGAGAUUGGCCCUAUCGGCUGGCCUGCCAUUUGGGCUACAAGGGAAACAACAACGACAAGGAGAUCUAUCGCUUUUUGUACAAGCAAUCGUCUCGCCGCCUCACUGCCCAAGAUUUUUCAAUGAUAACCAAACAGGAAAUAAUGGACCACCUGCUAUACUCUUUUGGCCCGGUUAUAGAGCCCUACGAUUCUGAAGACUGUGUGAUAAAUAGGCCUUUUAAGGAACUUUUGCCCUCAGCCUGGAGUAAUGAUAUACCAGUAAUUAUUGGUGGCAAUUCAUUUGAGGGCCUAUUCUAUUUUGCUGAACUGCUAAAGCGUCCCUACAAAAUCAAUGAUCUCACCGAUUGCACCAGUCUAUUGCCCAGUGAUGUGCAGCGAGUUCACAGCGAAGCUGAGCUCAAAGAAAUGGCCAAGAAACUUCGAGCCACCUAUUUUGGCGAUAAGCAGCCCGGCAUCAAAACAACUUUUUACGAGUAUAUGCAUCUCAUGACGGAAAGAUCUUUUUGGCAUGGCAUUCACAGGGCUGUCAAAGCCCGUCAAGCAUAUGCCCCCCACACACCCACCUACUGCUAUCGCUUUGAUUUUGACUCGCCGUUUUUCAAUCACUAUCGCAAUAUAAAAUGCGGCACAGGCGUCGAGGGGGUGUGUCAUGCUGAUGAUGUUUCCUAUCUUUUCUACAACAUCAAUGCCGAGAAAUUGCCCACCAUAUCGAGGGAGUACAGAUGCAUUCAGCGCAUGGUGGGCAUGUGGUACGCGUUUGCCCUUAACUCCAAUCCGAAUUGCAGGGAAAUCGCCAUGGCCAAGUGGGAACCAGUUACGGAUGAGAAAGACUCAACAAGUCCCAUGAAAUGCUUAAACAUCAACGACAAGGUCGAAUUCAUUGAUCUGCCCAUGCAUCGAAAACUGCAGCUAUGGGACAGUUUCUACACCAAAGAAGCCUUGUCAUCUCCAGCCGACAUGCUAGACCCAUUUAUUUACAUAAAUACGCAUGGUCAAGCACACAACCAUUCAUACAUACAUUUAUUUAUGCCGGCCAGUAUGCUAGACACAUUUGUUUACAUGAAUACGCAUGGCCCGGCCACACAGCCAUUCAUACUUGUAUGGGUUUCAGUACAAGUAAUGAAAACACACACCACCAAUAUGAAAGGCAUACGGUCGAGCAUAGAAAUGGGCAUUUUGCUUAUUUGCACAGAUGCUUGCAUUGAUUAUCGUUAUUCGACGUCCAUUUUAACAAGACAAGUGGCUGGUAAUGAGUCAUUGAGCAAAUAUAAUAGUAAGGCAUUGGAGCAAUUCCGUCUAUCUACACAAGAAUAUGAAGUCAUUCGAACCAACUAUGGCCAGGUUAGAGGAGUUAAACGUAUCAAUGCGUGCUUGAGGGAUAGCCACUAUUAUGCUUUUGAAGGUAUACCCUACGCCAAGCCUCCUUUGGGGGAACUCAGAUUUCGUGCACCCCAGCCCAUUGAACCGUGGCAAGAAGUGCUCGAUUGCACUUGGCUGAGACCAAAACCAAUGCAAGUCCACUGGAUAACAAAUCUUAGAGAAGGAUCCGAGGAUUGUUUAUAUAUAAAUAUUUACACUCGAGAGCUGAAAGUAAAAGGGCCACCUCUACCUGUCAUGGUUUGGAUCAAUGGCGGAGGCUAUCAAAUAGGAGAGGCCUCUCAGGAUUUCUAUGGUCCCGAUUAUUUCAUGAUGAAGGAUGUGAUAUUGGUAACAUUCAACUACAGAGUGGGAGUCUUUGGUUUUCUUUGUUUUGACGACCCGAAGGUGAAUAUACCUGGAAAUGCUGGCAUAAAAGAUCAAGUUGCAGCUCUAAGAUGGAUCAAAGAAAAUAUCCACCAUUUCAAUGGAGAUCCCAAUAAUGUAACAGUGUUUGGUGAAAGCACCGGAGCUUCUUCGGUUCAUUUACUCAUGCUCACACCACAAGCCGAAGGACUCUUCCACAAGGCCAUCAUACAAUCAGGAUCGGCUCUAUGUACUUGGGCUGCCACAGAGAAGCAUGACUGGGGCUUUAAGCUGGCCUGCCAUCUGGGCUAUAGAGGGGAGCAAAACGACUUGGAAAUCUACCAAUACCUGGUGCAACAAAGUUCCCGCAGAUUGGCUACCAAUGCUGUUUGUUUGCUAUCCCAUCACGAUCUGGUGGAGAGCAAUAUGUUGGCUUCUUUUCUUAUUGUCGUGGAACCCUAUGCCACUGAAAGUUGUAUAGCUGACAAACCCUACCAGGAUCUACUGGCUAAAGCCUGGGGAAAUAACAUACCCUUGAUUAUAGGAGGUAACUCAGCCGAAGGUCUAUUUCAUUAUUAUUUUACAAAAAAGUAUAGAACGCUAAUAGAAGACAACAAUGAAUUACGUCUGGAUUACCUAUUGCCUAAUGAAUUGAAACAAAAUCAAACUCCCGAUAAGCUUAAACAAAUGGUAGACAUUCUUAAGCAGGAAUACUUUCAAGGUAGAAAUCCAACAUUCAACCAUGACAUAGUUGACUAUUUGGAUCUUAUGGGCCACAGAAAUUUCUGGCAUCCCGUUUAUAGAACCAUAGAGGCCCGAAUGGCCUAUGCCUCCAAUGUGGCCACAUAUUGCUACUAUUUUGACUGUCCUUCUCCAAACUUUCACAACUUUGCCAAGUUCCUAAGCGGUGAUCUGGAGGGCAAUGGAGUGGGUCACGGUUAUGAUUUGUGUUAUUUCUUUCAUAACUUAAUAUCGAAAAAUAUCACCCCAUCUUGUGAGGAGUUUCAAUGUACGAAAUGGCUGAUUGGUAUGUGGCACAACUUUGCCCUAGGCUCGAAUCCGAAUUGUGAAGAAAUAUCACCCAUAAUUUGGGACAAAGUUGAAUCGCUAGAGUUUGAGGAUUCUCCAAAGUGUUUGGUUAUUGGCAAGGAACUGCAGUUUACGGCUUUACCCAUCCACAAGAAACUUAAAUGCUGGUCAAAAUUUUACAAAAAUGAAUUGUAA